AUGGCGGCGAAUGCCGCGCGGCCUUCAAAUACGAAGGGAAAUUUCCCUAAAAAAUCGCCCUAUGGGAAUAAUAUUUUGACACGUUUAUCCCUUAGAGAGACGAGGGGAUGUUUGCAACACCAUAAAAGGUCCAAACCACUCCGGUACUUCAAUAAAAUCCCUGGUCGCCUUGGAUUUCGCCUUAACUCGUUGGCUAGUGAAUUUGUUUUAGAGGGAGGACAUGUCUUCCUUGGGUUCAGCAAGAAUGGCCAGUUUGUCCUGUCCUACUCUCUCCAUCUUGAAGCUGAUGAGCACACUGCCUUCCCUGUGUAUGUCUAUAGACUGCACUGGUGGCAUUUUGUGCCAAAUAGAACACUUAGACAGGUUUCUGAGGUGCGUCUCUUUGGAGAAGAGGAGAUUUCACAUGAUUUGUACUUAGCAUUCUGUGAAUGGCCACGAGAUACCAGCAAGGUUCUCAUCUUCGGGUACAGCAUAGCAGAAGACGGUGAUGAGAAGCGGAAAUGUUACAUUACGAUUACAGCAUUCCCAUCUGCGGCUCCAUGCAAGGAAUGUAUCAAGUGUGCCAAUGAUAUGAAUUCCAACUUGUCCAGUGGAGAGACAGCUUGCCUGAAGCAUGGCUUUACGGUGCACACCAAGUUUGAGCUGGCUCCACCUUACCCAUUUUUCUUUCCACAAACCCACCUGAGGAUAGAUGGCGUUGCUGUGAUGAAUACUGGAGACUCGCUCAUUGCAAUGAGCGUUGAACUCGAGGACGGCCUGAACCAGUCCACUCUCCUCGUAUCCCAAGAUGUGCCUGCAGACUCUGAACAUAUGCAACUAGGUGCUGAAGCAGGAAAUUUUAACUUUGCUCAAACUUCAGGUGUCACAUUAUAUAACGAGACAAUCACUAAAUCGGUCGAGAGUGACUAUUCUGAAAACAUCAUGAGCCCACCGAUGAUGGAUACGCAUAGUUUUACAGAAUACAAGAAAUACGGCCAUUUGCAUUGUUUCAGUAGUGAAACAACCGACCAGGAACAAAGUCCACAAAUUGGUGCUAACACACAUCGACCAUUGGAAUACCGCGAUAACAAUAGUAAUACAGCUCCUAAAUCACCUGAUUUGAAAUCUCAAGAUCCACCGUUGAAAAAUCAAGACUCUCCCUUCACGGUACCAGAGCCUAUGCCACAUGGUCGUGAAGAUAUGAAAGAGAAUAAGUUAUAUCCAAAAAUGGAUCCUAAAAUGCCUAGUCCUGACACGGUACGCUUAGAAGUGACAUUAUCUCCAUGUUUCAUCAAGAUUGAUGAUGGGACCUGUAGUACUGAGAGCUCGUGUUACAGCAGCCCGAUCAUCCUUCAGAACGAUUCCCAGUGCUUCACCUACUCUGUGAGAAAAUAUGCAGAUAUUGAGAAUCCUUCAGAAUCGCCACUGGACCCAGAAGACAUGCCAGAUGAUCUAAGCCUUGCCUACCACAGUGUGUUACCUCUGGAAGUGCAUGGGACAGCCUACAACCAUAUGACUGUGAUAACUAGUCAGCAGCCUGAACAGGCAACUGGGCAGCCAGCCCUCGUUGUGAAGCAGUUGACGUUUGAUGUUGAACAGUACAUCAAUGAGGCGAUCCGUAGCACCAUGGACCUAGGACACAGAUAUCACUCCUUCGCUGACUACGAUGCUCAAAUUCUGGAUGUUUGUCCAGAUUCCAAUAGUGUGAUAGGCAUGGUCGUGAUAUUGGUUCGAGCCAGACCACCACUUUCCACAAAGCUCGAUACCCGAAUGCAUCGGUACAAUGUCAAGAUGUACCAGACAAGUUUCAAGUUUGUAUGGAAUCUUACAACUGGCACUUAUGAAACCAUUGAAACUGAUGAAUUUGUUGAGUUGGAUCAGAAGGAAUGUAUGAAGAAAGUGUGGAGUCCCGGAGCAGAAAUGAGAUGGGAUGUUCAGAAGCACUCGGGCUGUAUCAUUCCGCAGGCUUUCAACACAUCAGCCCACACACUCACAAAUGAAGCCACAUUCAAAGGUUCUUCCUUGAAGACACUGAUCGCUCCUCAGCAUUACGUAGCCAUUGUUCUCUAAGGGUGGUCAAGAUGUGCAAAAUUGUGAUCAUUGUUCCGUUUCAUGGAAAUACCGGCUGCUCAAUAUUUUGUGACGGUGUGGGAACCAUACAGUUUUCAAGAUUUUGAAAUCAGACCAGUGACACUGUUGACUCAAGUCAAUUUACAAAGCGUGUGUCCAAGAUCGUCUGCUAAACCUGUGUAGCUCUGUUUGCUUUGUGAGCUUAUUGAAGGAGUUACAACAAGGCGUGCUACAGUCGUAUUGGAAGUCCUUGAGGCUCAUUGAAUGAUCUAUGUGUGUUGAUUUUAUUGUCUCUUGGGUUCAUGUUCGACCAUUUCCAUAUUCAAUUGUCCAAUCGGUUCUUUGAGCUAUUGCCUUUCCAUCGUGGGCAUCUUUGAUUCAGAUUCUUGUCAAACUAUUCGAGGAUGAGUAGCUGGAGUAACUGCCAAGCUGGCACUGAUGUACAAAUGUGUUCAUGGUUCUCAGAUGACCCACUUGUCAACAAUCUAAUAUGUUUUGUGAACUAUGCAAUGUCCUGCUGACUGUUCUGUUGCAAUUGCCUUUAUAUGCCUGUCCAAGCUGCCUCUACAUGUGUGGUUAUGCUGGUACAUUAUGGUACACAUACAGGGUCAGGGCUAAUGUUUUAUAACUACCAACUUAAUUACUAAGCAAACAUAGAACAAAAAGUGUAGGAGGCAGUUCACUCAGCCUUGGAGCAUCUCAUGCUCAAGGUGAGAUUGAAUGAAAGGGGGGGGGGGGGGCUGGGAUUUCUGGCUCUGGUGUAGCACUAAGCCAAAUCCAUCAGUCCAAUGUGUUUUCGAAGCUGCAAUAAUCAGUUUUAUGAUGCGGCAAUAGGUACAUUUUGUAUUUCCAUGUUUCAAGUGGUAAUGAUUUGAUGUGCAGACAAGCAAUGGGGACUCUGGUCUGAACCUGGGCAGAAAUCAGCAGUGCUGAAAUCCUUUGCAGUUAUCUUUCAUUCGACUUGCACAGAAUUCGGGCCAGAGUUACUCUUGCAUCUUUGCUUUUGGGGGAGUUUCUUAUCCAAGGCGAGGUUUUAAAGAUGUUUUUUUCUGGAGUCCUAUGAAUAUAUCGUUUUAGGAGUGAUAUGGCUGUCUGAUGCCCGUGUACAUUAUUUGCUGAAUAAAACAUUUCUUUU
This is a messenger RNA of Lineus longissimus, 3184 nucleotides long. Its product is annotated as DDB1- and CUL4-associated factor 15-like. Gene Ontology annotation, biological process: protein ubiquitination. The transcript is spliced from 11 exons. Gene Ontology annotation, cellular component: Cul4-RING E3 ubiquitin ligase complex. The record is from RefSeq and is a predicted model, not a curated record. Bases 1 to 2049 code for a protein of 682 amino acids. NCBI's taxonomy places the organism in Eukaryota, Metazoa, Nemertea, Pilidiophora, Heteronemertea, Lineidae.